AUGCUUAAUUCACGUCUACGGCCCCUCCCGCGCCACUACAAUCCCACCAACACGCCUAGUGCCCCAGCACCAGAAUUCCAAAAUCAAGACACCACCAGCGAACCCGAUGAGGAACCUGAAGAUAUCUUCGGUGCAUUCCUCCCGCACAUCUUCCCAGACGACACACCUCCCUUCCACGGCGACCCAGGCCAACACCUCCUCUACAGCUCCCCCCGCUAUGGCGACCUCAACAUCAUGGUCCCCAGCUACCCAAGCUCAAGCCAGAACCGCUCCGAGGAGAUCGCCGCAGGCCAAGCCAAGCCAGACGGCACCGUGAACAAAGUCAACGAGCAACGACAGCUCUUUGCCCAUUUCCUCUGGAGCGCAGCAAUGGUCGUUGCAGAGGGUGUCGAGGAAGCAGACACGCCAGCAGGCGAAACCGAGACAGAAGCCCAGAAAGCAAACCGGGACUUGUGGAGUGUCAAGGGCGAGAGUGUACUCGAGUUAGGAGCUGGCGCUGGUCUCCCCUCUAUAGUCUGCGCCCUGGCUGAUGCCUCGGUGGUUGCGACAACCGAUCACCCUUCCUCGCCGGCGCUCCAGGGUGCAAUCACUUUCAAUAUAGAGCACAACCUGGCCAAGCGCACGCCUGGGGUUGCGGGGAAAGUGUCGAUGCACCCGCACGAAUGGGGUGUGUUGGAUGAUUCGUUCUCGGUGGCGAAUAAGGGUGCUUUCACGCGGAUUGUCGCGGCGGAUUGUUACUGGAUGCGCGGGCAGCAUGAGAAUCUUGCGCGCACGAUGCAGUGGUUCCUUGCGCCGGGUGGGAAGGUGUGGGUUGUUGCUGGGUUCCAUACGGGGCGAGCGAUUGUUGCUGGGUUCUUUGAGACGGUUCUUGAGCAUGGGUUUGUGAUUGAGAAGAUUUACGAGAGGGAUUUGGUUGCGAAGUCGGAUGAUGGGAGUGAAAUUCGUAGGGAAUGGGCUCCGGUUAGGGAAGGGGAGGGUGUGGAGAAUCAGAAGAGGUGGUGUGUUAUUGCUGUUUUGAAGAGGCAGGGAGAGUAA
Messenger RNA from Penicillium griseofulvum, 1035 nucleotides. Its product is annotated as putative nicotinamide N-methyltransferase. NCBI's taxonomy places the organism in Eukaryota, Fungi, Ascomycota, Eurotiomycetes, Eurotiales, Aspergillaceae. The transcript has 2 exons. Gene Ontology annotation, molecular function: protein-lysine N-methyltransferase activity. The coding region runs from base 1 to 1035 and encodes 344 amino acids. The record is from RefSeq and is a predicted model, not a curated record. Gene Ontology annotation, biological process: peptidyl-lysine dimethylation.